UGAACAAUCCCCCGACGUCACCCGUACGGGGCCCAUUUCCAACCCAGAGAGAGCCAUAAAACACGUUUGCUGCUGCGGCAAUCACUGCAGCCUGUCACAAUGUCUUACAUGAAGAAAGAUGAGGACGCUGAUCAGUCCAUGAUCAAGCUGGAUCGGACCUCCGUGUUUCAAGAUGCGCGAUUGUUCAAUUCCUCUCCCAUCUCUCCCCGAACAUGCCGUACGCUCCUGACCAAGAUCGCCGUCCUCCUUUUUACCGGGGAGCAGUUCCCCACGAACGAGGCCACCACAUUGUUCUUCGGCAUUUCCAAGUUAUUCCAGAACAAGGAUCCCUCUCUGCGACAAAUGGUCUACCUGAUUUUGAAGGAACUUGCAAACACGGCGGAGGAUGUGAUCAUGUCAACCAGCAUCAUCAUGAAGGACACUGCUGUCGGCAGCGACGUUCUGUAUCGGGCAAAUGCCAUCCGUGCCUUGUGCCGCAUCAUUGACGCUACUACUGUGCAAGGUAUCGAGAGAUUAAUCAAGACCGCUAUCGUCGACAAGACCCCUUCGGUAUCCUCCGCAGCGCUGGUCUCCUCCUAUCACCUUCUUCCGAUUGCGCGCGAUGUGGUCCGUAGAUGGCAGAGUGAGACGCAAGAGGCUGCUUCGGGCGGGAAGCAAUCGACCGGAUUCCUUGGGUUCGGUGGCAGCUCUCAGGCUCACGCCAUCUCGCAAUCGAACUUCAUGACUCAAUACCACGCCAUUGGUCUCCUGUACCAGAUGCGCUCGCAUGACCGUAUGGCCCUGGUGAAAAUGGUUCAGCAGUAUGGUGCGGCUGGAGUGGUUAAGAGCCCCGCGGCUCUUGUCCUCCUGGUGCGGUUGGCGGCUAAGCUGGCCGAAGAAGACCAGGGCUUGAGGAAGCCUAUGAUGCAGAUGCUUGAUGGCUGGCUCCGACACAAGCAUGAGAUGGUCAACUUCGAAGCGGCAAAGGCCAUUUGCGAUAUGAGGGAUGUCUCUGAUGCGGAAGCCUCCCAGGCAGUCCAUGUCUUGCAGCUGUUCCUUUCCUCGCCCCGCUCUAUCACCAAGUUUGCGGCAAUUCGCAUCCUUCAUAACUUCGCAAGCUUCAAGCCUCAUGUGGUAAAUGUCUGCAACCCAGAUAUCGAAGCCCUUAUCUCCAACUCCAACCGUUCCAUCGCUACAUUUGCCAUCACGACUCUUCUGAAGACUGGUAACGAGGCCAGCGUCGACCGCCUGAUGAAGCAGAUUUCUGGCUUCAUGGCAGACAUCACCGAUGAAUUCAAGAUCACGAUUGUGGAGGCCAUUCGCACCCUGUGCCUCAAGUUCCCUAGCAAGCAGGCCGGUAUGCUGUCGUUCCUGAGCGGCAUUCUGAGAGAUGAGGGUGGCUACGAGUUCAAGCGCAGUGUGGUCGAGAGCAUGUUCGACCUCAUCAAGUUUGUACCCGAAAGCAAGGAGGAUGCGCUCGCCCAUCUGUGUGAAUUUAUCGAGGACUGCGAGUUCACCAAGUUGUCCGUCAGGAUAUUGCACUUGCUCGGUGUGGAGGGUCCUAAGACGUCACACCCAACCAAGUAUAUUCGCUACAUCUACAACCGCGUCGUUCUGGAAAAUGCCAUUGUGCGAGCUGCCGCCGUGACCGCUUUGGCCAAGUUCGGUGUCGGUCAGAAGGAUCCUGAAGUCAAGUCUAGUGUGUCUGUCCUUCUCACCAGAUGCCUUGAUGAUGUCGAUGAUGAAGUGCGUGACCGAGCUGCCCUCAAUCUGCGGUUGAUGAGCGAAGAGGAUGAGACUGCUAGCCGCUUUAUCAGCAACGAAUCGAUGUAUUCGCUUUCAACAUUUGAGCACCAGCUCGUGAUGUAUGUCACAUCAACAGACAAGGAGACCUUUGCUGCUGCAUUCGACGUUGCCACGAUCCCUGUUGUUUCACAGGAGCAGGCGUUGGCCGAGGAGCGGACCAAGAAGCUCACAAGCGCGACGCCAACUCUCAAGGCACCAUCGACCGGCCCGCCAAAGGGCAAAGCCAACGGUGUGGCCGAGGCCGUCACGGUCGCCGCCACUCAGAAAUAUGCCGAACAGCUUAUGCAGAUCCCAGAGCUCAAGGAGUACGGCACUUUGCUCAAGUCCUCUGCCCCUGUUGAGCUUACUGAGAGCGAGACGGAGUAUGUUGUUACGGCUGUUAAGCACAUCUUCAAGGAGCACGUCGUGCUGCAAUACGACAUUAAGAACACCCUGCCAGACACUGUUCUGGAAGACGUGACAGUAGUUGCGACGCCGUCAGAAGAAGAUGUUCUGGAGGAGGAAUUCAUCGUUCCUGCGCCUAAGCUGGCCACGAAUGAGCCCGGUAUUGUUUACGUCACUUUCAAGAAACUUGCUGGCGAGCACAGCGUUCCUGUUAUCUCCUUUACGAACAACCUCAAGUUCACUAGCAAAGAGAUCGACCCGACUACCGGCGAGCCUGAGGACAGCGGAUAUGAUGACGAGUAUCAGGUUGAGGACCUUGAUCUCACGGGCAGUGACUACGUUAUUCCAACCUUUGCUGGUAGCUUCGACCAUGUGUGGGAGCAGACGGGUGCCAAUGGUGAGGAAGUCAGCGAGACUCUUCAGCUCAGCAACAUGAAGGGCAUCUCAGAUGCUACCGAGCAACUAAUUUCUACGCUCUCCCUGCAGCCCCUUGAGGGCACGGAUGUGGCCCUCAGCAACAGCACGCAUACACUGAAGCUGUUCGGAAAGACAGUGACAGGCGGCCGCGUUGCGUCCCUUAUCAAGAUGGCCUUCUCCAGCAAGACUGGAGUGACCAUGAAGAUUGUCGUCCGGGCGGAGGAAGAAGGUGUUGCGCCUGCUGUGAUUGCGUCCGUUUCCUAAGCUUCAUGGACCCCUGUAAAUGUGUAAUGGAGGCAUGUUCGCGAGGCGCAUGAGUCCUGCAUUAUGAGAUCAGAUAUUUUUUGUUUCCCCCUGCUUCAUUUUCAUUUUCCUCUUUUCUCAUUUCUCUUCCUCUAUAAUUCUGGUGCCGAGUUAGAUGCGAUGAAUAUC
Aspergillus welwitschiae is the source of this 3018-nucleotide messenger RNA. RefSeq names its product coatomer subunit gamma. The transcript is spliced from 6 exons. The record is from RefSeq and is a predicted model, not a curated record. The coding region runs from base 100 to 2850 and encodes 916 amino acids. Gene Ontology annotation, biological process: intra-Golgi vesicle-mediated transport; intracellular protein transport; protein secretion. Lineage: Eukaryota; Fungi; Ascomycota; Eurotiomycetes; Eurotiales; Aspergillaceae. Gene Ontology annotation, cellular component: Golgi membrane; endoplasmic reticulum; COPI vesicle coat. Gene Ontology annotation, molecular function: structural molecule activity.